Molecule: messenger RNA, 699 nt
Organism: Microthlaspi erraticum
Lineage: Eukaryota; Viridiplantae; Streptophyta; Magnoliopsida; Brassicales; Brassicaceae
Source: the annotation of a GenBank genome assembly
AUGGAUGUUCCAAUCAUGGUUGGAGAUUGCUACAUUCCUGCUGAUUUUGUAGUUCUUGAGCUGGAACACCAACCUAAAGACCCUCUUAUCUUGGGAAGGCCAUUCCUAGCUACUGCAGGAGCUAUAAUAGAUGUCAAGAAUGGAAAGAUUGACUUGCAUCUUGGAGAUAUAGUGAUGAAUUUCGAGGUAAACAAGUCCAUGGAGAAACCAACUGUAGAUGGUCAAGCUUUUUGGAUUGGAGAGCUCGCAGAGACAAGAGAAGAAGUGCUGGAUGAACUCCUUCUUAUUGAUCCCUUGGAGCUAGCUUUGACAAAGGCUGAAAAUGAGUAUGGAUACAUGGAAAGAGAAGCUCAAUGCUUAGUCAAGUUCAUGGAUUCCAAGGAAGCUUAUAAGGAGCUAAUAGCUUAUAUGGACCUAGAGAGAGAAGAAGAAGAACCAGACAUUGACAAGGAUCAGGAAGUAUCACAAACCAAGGUUAAGUUCGACCCAUGGUGCCCACUUAGAGCUCCAAAAGCCGAGCUCAAGCAACUCCCAGUUGGUCAAAGGUAUGAAUAUCUUGGUCCUAAUGAAACAUAUCCUGUUAUUGUUAAUGCUGCACUAACAAAAGAAGAGAUCGCUUUACUUGUUCGUGAACUGAGCACUACAAGAAAUACGCUGGAUAAUGUCGAUUUAUUAAAGUCGAUUGCUAAACCGACGUAA